GCGGCCCGGUGUCCCCUCUCACGGCCCCGUUUCCUCGCCCGGGGCGGCCCCGCCGGCCUCAUGUUCGCCCGCCACAGGCCCGAGGUGCAGCCGCCCCCAGCAGGCCUCCGCAGGGCUGCCUGUUUUCUGACGGAGGAUUUGUUACUGGUUUUGUUAGGGCUUUUUCCCCUUUCUCCUGCCUUUCAAGAGCGGGGACACAAGGCAAGACUCUUCGCGCUGGGCCCCUGGCCCCUGCUCUUCUCCCACCUUGCCUACCCCACCGCCUGUGUUGCUGCCAAAAUCCACCUCCCCUGUCAAGGGAGGAUUGGGCGGGAUUACUUAGUUCGGGAGGUAUUCUGGCCUUGAAGGACUUUUCUGUUUUGCCUUGCCCAGGCAAAUUAGCUCGCAGCGGGUGGGGACAAUACAUGCCUAAGGAUCUGGUCGGUAUGAGAAAUGACAUGGAAAAGGGGAUGAAUGCGUUCAACAUAAAUUGCAUAGUUUAAAUAUGUAUUGUGUAUGGCUUAGCUGAGUUAAUAUUGCUCUAGGACCUGAACUCUUGAAAACGUGAGAAUUAGAAGGCAACGUUAUAGUUGCAUUAAGAUAAAUACUUGCUGUUUAUAAGGAUUUGCUACCAUGUAAGAGUAAUGGGUGAUUCAUUACACCACAGAUAUGUAGCUGUUCCCCACCAGAUUCGCAGUUAAUAUACCUUAGGUAUAUCUCCAACUGCUGGAAUCUGAACUCCUGUUCUGUUGGGUUUAAGGAAAUAAGCAUCCCUGAUGGUCCUCCCCCUUUUCCCUAGAAACAUCUCUAAGCCCUUGAAGGCCUUGGGAAAAAUCUUUUUUAACCCUAUCUACCACCUUGUCAGUAUAAUUUGUCCUGGUAGUGUAAUGGUGCGUUACUGCGUUAUGCCAGACAAAGUAGUAACCUACUUCUUGUUCUGGAUUUAAUCUGUAUAAGAAAUGUUAUAUGCAGCGAAUACAUGGGGGUUGGAACAAGGACCAUGUUUGUCUUGGGAUGCCUUUCUUUGAGUUAUGCAAACUUCCUUUUAAUUGUCAUGCAUUUUUCUAGUAAAAGCUCUGCAAGUCUGCAAUAAAAAUGGCCUCCAAUAAAACUACGUUGGUAAGUUCAUGCACACCUAAAGUAUAUAAGGAUUUAAUCAACAUAUUUUUCUUCAAACCUAUAACUUGGCAUCUCCAUUUAAAAGAUACAUCCACAUCUCCCCUCCCCAGCAUUAUUCUGACCAAAAUUUCAGAUCCAGAAAGUAAGGCUACUAGAAAGGACGUUGGCUUUAACAAAUAUGCCACUUCUAAAGAGACUUGUUGGGAAAAAAGUAUGAAAGGAUUCUGUACUAUUUCAUUUGUCCUACAGUAGAAAUAAUAAGGAUUUUUUUUGGUUCCUUUCAGCACACCAUGUAAUUCAUCAUACAUGUAAAAAAUAAAAUUGGAAUCAUGUACUGAUUUAAUUUCUCCCAGUGUAUUUGGAGAAAACUAAUUGCCUGAGAAAAGACAGUCUUUACAGAUGAAAAGUAACAUUAUUGAGAAAUUAUGUGGCAUAGUUAAGAUGCCUUUUGAAAUGAUUUUUAACAAAUAACAGUUUCUUUGAAUUUCAUAGGAGCAGAGAUUAUCAGAUGUCAACCCUUCCUGGACCAUUUUAAUGAUGCAUUCAUGGAUCUCAAGUCCUGUAAAGCUUUGCUUGACAUUAAAAUAUGGACUUCUAAGGGCAGUUGGUUGCUGGUUACCAUUCAACUAAUAAUGAUACAUAGUUUUGUGAAAAACAACUGAAAAAGUAUAGUGUGAGAUACGUCUGAGUUUGAGGUGGGGAAGUAAGCAAAAAACAUACAUGCACAAUUUAAAGUUUGGAUAGCAGAACAACUGGUUUAUAACAUGCUCAAAAUUUAAUUGUUUUAUUUUUAAAAUAUUAAAGAACUUUAAAUUUAAAUUUAAUUUUUAAAUUUCAAUAAAUUUAAGAACAUUAAAUUUAAAUUUAAUGUUCUUAAAUUUAUUGAAAUGAUUACUAGUUCACUUAGCUCAAGAUGUAUUAAAUACUAGUAUUAACCCCUUGCUUAGAGGUGCAAUGGGGUGCUUUCUCUAUGUUGUAUGAUAACCUAUUUUAAAAGAUUUCACCAAGGUGAAUGUAUCAGCUUUCUGUUUAUUAUUGAUUGACCACUUAUCCCUAAUUUGAGGAAGAGAAGGAGUUAGCCAGCCUGGGGAGAGGGUGCCUCAGAGAGAGGAAACAUUUUUUGAAUGCAGAAUUUUUAAUCUUUUGAUGUUGUUAAGAAUUUGCUGCACAAGUCAAGAAAAUCAGUUAUGGUUCCCAUGGGAACCAUAACUAAUUCUGCUUCGUUAUGUAUUUGCAUGCAAAACCUAAAUGUAUUAGGGGAUAGGGUAGCCCUAGAGCUGUAAUUCUGAUUUUUUUUUUACCUUUUGUAUGUUAAAACCCUACACCACAGUGUCACAUCAGUGUUUUAACCUUGCCCCUAAAAGAAAGAGUGGUUGUCCAUAGCUCUGCAUCUGUCACAAGUGACUUCUGAAUGCAGAAAGGGAAACAAGCCAUAGACAAGCCUUCAGUGUCAAAUGCCCAAGUUACAGCUUAUAACAUGCAACCCUAGAGACGGGAAAUUCAGGGGCCUAGUGGACGUUUAGUACCCUUUAACUUCAGUCAGUAUCACAUUCGCUCGUGGGCUGAGAUUUGCAUGGGCAUGUAUAAUCUCAGAAUGUACAGCUUUUUUAACAUGUUCAGUAUUUCUGCAGGCUCUGCAAUCAAGUAUUAUUUUAAUAGGUUCAAGAGUUUGGAGAGCAGUGCUGAUGCAUGAGACCCAAUUAAAUCUUUAAUAUUUAAAAGAAAAGCAGCAUAGUCUUGAUUUUGUUAUUUCUUACUGGACUUCAAGAAAAAAAUACAGACCCCCAUGACAUUAAUUUUCUUCUGUGGAAGAGACUUAAGAUACUUAAGUCUUAGAAAGUAAAAAAAAAAAUUGUUGCUUUGAUACAGAAAUCCAAAACAUUGAUCUUUAAGUGACAAGAAUUAGUGAAGCCGAAAAGAGUACCAGAAAACAAUCUUCCAUUGAAUCAAAGAAUUUUAGUCCAACGGAGAAUACAGAUGGAGAUGUUCCCCACUUGUAGCCUGCUUGCCUCAUCACCAGUAAUUAUAAUAACGGGAAGAAACUGCAGUAAUGGAACGCUCCUAGCAUGUGUCCUGUUCAAUAGUUACGGGUUAUUGUUGAGUAUUUUGCUUAUUGUAGCAUUGUACCAUAAACUCCGCUGCCAUCGGUUUCUCCUUGUUUUUUUGGAACAGCACAAAAUGGGAAAGAAACAGAAUGGCAAAGGUAAAAAAGUUGAAGAGGCAGAGUCUGAAGAAUUUGUUGUGGAGAAGGUCCUGGAUAGGCGUGUUCAAAAUGGAAAGGUGGAAUACUUCUUGAAGUGGAAAGGAUUUACAGAUGCUGACAACACAUGGGAACCUGAAGAGAACUUAGAUUGUCCAGAGCUAAUUGAAGCUUUUCUGAACUCUCAGAAAGCUGGUAAAGAAAAAACAGACGGUGCCAAAAGAAAAUCUUUGUCAGAUAGCGAAUCUGAUGAUAGUAAAUCAAAGAAAAAGCGUGAUUCUGUUGAUAAACCAAGAGGGUUUGCAAGGGGUCUUGAUCCUGAGCGGAUAAUUGGGGCUACGGAUAGCAGUGGAGAGCUUAUGUUCCUCAUGAAAUGGAAAGACUCUGAUGAGGCAGAUCUGGUGCUGGCCAAAGAAGCUAACGUGAAGUGUCCUCAGAUCGUAAUUGCUUUUUAUGAAGAACGACUAACUUGGCAUUCAUGCCCAGAGGAUGAAGCACAAUAAUUGUUUGCAUUGCUUUUUUUAUAUAUAAGAAUAUUAAAACCUGAAGUUCGAUUUAUUAGCAAUGUGAGAAGCAUACAUUCUAACAAGUUUCGAAUUUGAUAUUUUUUUGAAGUAGUAUGUUUUGCAUCAACAGCAAGUAAAUAAAAGCUUUCUGCAACUUGUUUCAUUUAUCACAAGAGAGCAUUUGAUACUACUACUUCCUCCAUAUUAGGUAAAAGCUUUUAUAAAACAUGGGUGAACUUCCAUAGUUACUACAGGAUCAUAAUGAAUGUCUAAACAAACUCACAGAUGUUUUGUAGUCUUCUAUACUAUUGAUGUGCAUGUAUAUUCUUUACCCAGACCUAGACCUUUAAACCUGUAGGGUCAUUCUUUUUAGUAUUUGGGAUCGCUUGGUCUUCAGAAGACUAGGUGAAAACUAACUUUGUAGUAAUUUGAAUGUUAUCAGACUGUAUAUUGUUUACUUUAUUGUAAAUACUGGUGAACAGUGGUCAAUAAAAUAGUUUUAUAUUCUUCCUUUA
Messenger RNA from Myiozetetes cayanensis, 4319 nucleotides. RefSeq names its product chromobox 3 (gene CBX3). The record is from RefSeq and is a predicted model, not a curated record. Gene Ontology annotation, cellular component: nucleus; pericentric heterochromatin. Gene Ontology annotation, molecular function: chromatin binding. The transcript has 6 exons. Lineage: Eukaryota; Metazoa; Chordata; Aves; Passeriformes; Tyrannidae. Gene Ontology annotation, biological process: negative regulation of transcription by RNA polymerase II; chromatin organization. The coding region runs from base 3076 to 3801 and encodes 241 amino acids.